GACAACGUGGGGGGUACCUUAUCAGGAUAAAUAUGUUGCACCUAUAUAUGGCGACCAACAUGCCUGCCGAUUCCAAGCAGUGUACCAAGAAACUAUCUCAUCACAGACUUUUGUCAAGUUACACUCCAAUCAAAAGCCACCCAAUGCUUUCUGAAUUCUUGACCACUAUGGUGUGCGAGGAUGGGGUGGAUUUGCUAUCUCCUUGCGGGAAUUAUCGGUGCCACUCAAGACAACUUUCGAUAUCGGAGAGACGGGGGACUGGCUACGAGCCGCAGACCCCACGUUUCUCAUACUGCGUUGCACAAUUCGUGAUUCGAUUUGCAAUAUCUUGGAGCAUCUGAUGAUAGGUUCAUGGUACAAGGGGAGCUUGGCGGGUUUUCUGUAAUGCCGUAUUCACAUGCGUAUUUGUAUUUAUAUUGGAGUCCUUCAGAUCGGUCACAAUAUGAUUGAACAUCCGGGAGUUCGGAGUGCGUCAAGCUCGACCAUUUUCGGUCGGUAUCGAUGCGGUUGCAACGCGGCAGGUUUUGUCGAGCUGUCGCGUAAUAUGGUUUGAUAAGAGGGUCUUUAUGACAAUAUGUGUGGUGUAGCUGUUAAUCUUAUCACCAAGGUAUCUGCUUUGUUGUAUAGGUGAGGUGAAAGAACACCGCCUAGAGAUUGUCAAAAGUCUUGGAUUAUUUCGAGCUCAAUGCAGAAAAGACUGUUGCGGUUCGUCCCGCUUCGCCGUUUUGCUUUAGUACAGUAUACCCGGGGUGGCAGAGAGAAUUCAUCUAUAUGCUUGCAAAACUUGGUGCAAGCGUGGGGAUUUCUCCAGAAUCUAGAUCAAUCCCACAAGUGUCCACCUUCCUGCAUAACUAUAUCUAUCUUACGAUAUGGUUGUAUUCUGUUUUGGACUCUGUUUCUUUUCUGCCGGGAACUUUGAUUGAAAUGAGGGAGGCAAGGUAGUAUCCCGCAUGAGUCUUUUAACUAGUCCCGAUGGUUGAUUUCGUUUCACCCGCAUUGGUCGUACAUAUCAAAUGGCUAGGGGUGCUUAUCUUCAGACCCUGUACACCCUUUACUUUUGUAGGCUUGUUCACUGAUAACCCCAUACCAAUUAACAUCAAAUAUGAGCCAGAAUGUUCCGCACAUCAUGAAGCACCUUUCACAAAUUUCAGACUCUCUGAGUACCACAAAAAGUUUGAUCAGCUCGUGGAAGUCAACGCACCCCAAUGACAUUUCGGGACGUGUAACAAACAAUUAAGACUGAUAUUUGACGGAUGAACGUUGACGGAACUGAUGUUAGCCACUCUGAAUCAAAUUAUCGUUGCAAUAAACUUUCUUAGACCCUGAUGUCGAGUUUCCUCCUAAAGUAUUCUAGUUUUUAAAGCAUCAGAUGCUACGAGCAUGUCCGAGCCCCAUUGCGACAAAACUCAUACAGAUGAUUCACAUCUUCCCAAGGGUAGUUGCAGAUUCAUUCUCCUACAUCCUGAAUCAAAGCAGCUGCGAUGCGCGUGCGUCGGAUUUGCAUCCAACCGAUCAAUUCCAGGCAGUUUGUGUCAUUGCGGACACCAGGCAGUAUAUCACAAUUCAGACCCAGAAUGUUCUGGUAGAGAAGAAUUAGAUGCGUUGAAGUUGAGGAUUGAUACUCUUGAGAAGGAGCUACAUCGAGAACGGCGUAUAGGGAGAGGUGGCUUGCUUGACCGGCUUGUAAAAUUAGAAGAGCUUGUAGAAAAGGAAAAUUUGGAACGCGAAGUUGAAAUACGAAAUAUUCAUCGUGGCAUCGGCGGACUUUGGCAGAACGUUGGCCUCUUGAACAAGCGAACACCAUAUUACGAUGAUCGAAUCGAAGGAUUAGUAGAUGACGUACACAGAAUUCAUGCUAGGAUGAUCGAGUUGGACGAUGCGUCAAUGAAAGUAGAGGAUAGAGUAGACACUCUUGAGAAUACCUCAGCACGAACUCUCACACCUCCGAAGAGGGCUCAACGAAGAAAAGCGUCGACGCCUCCUGCUGCGAAUUUGCAGAUUGCAAUUGAGAAUACGACAAAGUCUGGGGAAGGCGAUGCUAUAGGGAAUUUUCAAAUGCCCAUGAAUGGUUUUGCAUCAGGUCAGGAAUUCCUGGAAAGAGAUCUUUCGGGUGAUCGAUGUGAGGCUCGUUCAUGGACUGUACACGUCUCCCUUAUGCCCACAUCAUCCCAGCCUUUCCCUUUUGAAAAAGAUACGGCAGCUUACAAAAGGUGCCUAUCUCGAGGGUUGCAUCGAAAGAUAGUCGUGUCCGACACAUAUAGUGAUUGUUUCAAGGAGGCCGUGAGUUCUGCUUUUGCGCCAGUCCUACGAGGAAGGCCUUGGCAACCCCUCGUGGCCAAAAUCUGUGAUGUUAAGAAUUUGAGGGGCCUUCCGAUGCUUCGACAACUAGACGCACAGUUAGUCUCCAGUGAUUAUGAUGUUAAAUUCUUGAAGGACUAUUGCGCUGUCCUUGACGGGUCUGGUAAAAUUGAAGACUUAUAUAUUGCGAUGACCGAAGAUACAAUAACUUGGGUCGAAAUGCGCGAGCUCGAGCAAUUUCUUCCAGGAUUGGAGUCUGCAUGGUCCCAUAGUACGUACCUUGAUGGAGCACUGAUAGAUGUACCACUUCAAGCAAUGAAGGAUGAAUCUAGUAAGGCCACGGCCUCCAAACAGAAACCGGCAGACAAUAUGUUGCUAUCAUUACCAGCUGCUGAACAUUCGCCAUCGAGCAUAAUGCUAAAGAGACAUGCGUCAAGGAUAUCUAGAACGCCAAGCUUCGACUCAUCAAUUGAAGGAGAAAAGCCUAGAACAAAAUUGAGGCAGCUCUGCAAUGGUGCAGGGGUGGAUAUAGGCAGAUGUGCUAAAAUUGUCUGAUGGAAUUUCAAGUCUCGUCGGAAGUCUUUGAGACUAUUAACCACCACUUCCAUUAAACGUCUGAUUGUUGAUGUGCUGUUCGCUCGAGAUCACAAGUCUAUGGAACAGGUUCCUCAAAUUAAAUAUCAACCUUAUACAGUGUGGUCGAGAAAUCCUAUGAGGAUCAAGCAUAAUUCUCAAUGUACUUUAAGACACUAGAAUAGACAAACAGCUACACAUUGGAGCACGUCUUGCAUCUGCACAAAGACCACAGAAUAGAGAAUCAAUAGACUUUGACGUGUUGUUGGUAUUCUUUGGUGCAGAGCAAAGGAGAGAAGACAAUUGGUUCGCAAUUCUAACAGGCUCAGCAGGCCCAGAGUACCAGCAACUUGGAAAGAAGAUCGAAGUUUAGGUAUCUGUGGCAAUCUCUCGAGAAUCUCUGAAGAUCAGAAAUGGAAUGAGAUGAUACGUCUAGCCACUCCGGUACCCAAUUCAGAUACAUCCCAUUGGAGACAUACUUGUGUCGUCUAGCUGUCCCCCUUUUUGUAAUAAUAUACCGCGGCGCGCACUGUGAAAAGACAUCAAGGUUAGCAUUGGGCUUGAUUGAAUAGUUACGCUUUAGCAGAAUGCCCGAUUCUCCUUUUGUCUCAACAUAGCUCUUAAAGCGGACUUCUUGCAGCGGACUUCUUCGCGUAACUUAAAAACGGAUUCCCUCUAUCCUGGUAUCCUUGUUGUGCCAUUCUGCAAGGCUACCAUUGUCUCUGGACGCUUCUAGCUGUUAGGAAUACGGGUGGGUGAGAUCACAGUUGCAAAGAAGUGUUAAAACGUAGAAUUCAUCAAAAGUAGACCAUGCGUCCGGUAUAUGCAAUGUAGAGGUUGAGAUGAGCUUCUUGGUAAGCCAAAAGCAUGUUUGGAUAUAGUGGGAGUACAAUGCAAGUGAUUAUAAGACGAUUCA
Molecule: messenger RNA, 3787 nt
Organism: Botrytis cinerea B05.10
Lineage: Eukaryota; Fungi; Ascomycota; Leotiomycetes; Helotiales; Sclerotiniaceae
Exons: 2
Coding region: 1381-2853 (490 amino acids)
Source: RefSeq, a predicted model, not a curated record